Messenger RNA from Temnothorax curvispinosus, 1557 nucleotides. RefSeq lists its product as uncharacterized. NCBI's taxonomy places the organism in Eukaryota, Metazoa, Arthropoda, Insecta, Hymenoptera, Formicidae. The transcript has 6 exons. Bases 610 to 1557 code for a protein of 315 amino acids. The record is from RefSeq and is a predicted model, not a curated record.
UUGGCCUGAAUACCGGAGGAGAGGCGCGUAAGUAGGAGGGGGGGGAUGAACAGUCAGUCAGUCGCACAGGCCAGCCUCGUUCCUGAUGGCAACCGGCACAGCGGUCGUUACCUGUUGAGGUGGUGGUAGCACGGAACGGCAGGUGGGGGAGCAGAAUACCUGGAUGACUUCCUGCCGGGGAACAGGCGCCUCAGUCCUCAGGCAAGAACGUUCGACGUCGGUUACAGCUUGUAACUCUACGAGAGACACCGUCCACGAGUUCUACCAGUGGACGCACGAGCACCAUUGUCAUUGCCACAUUAACCCCGUUCGAAAAUACCCGGGGGGGAAAAAACAAGUUCGCACGCGCGUUUACUCGAUUUCCCCAUUCGAACGGGCGAAUAUCGCGCGUUCAGUGCUCGACGAAAGAAAAGAGAAAAGAGGGUCGGUUUCACACCCCGAAAUGACGUUUCCUCUGAGGUGCAUUCGGUGAACUUCUCGAACGGAGUGCGCUCGUUGCGGACAUACUGAUUACUGUUCCGAAUCGGAACAGCUUCCUCGACAGUUUUCCGGAACGAGAGAGGACGUUCAAGGCCGGAGUUCACGCGGAGGUUUGCGCUCGUGAACGAAAUGGAACGCAGAACGAUUUUCUUCCUUUUCAUCACUCUGGCCACCAAAGGGUCCAACGGCGCCGGAUGCGGUUACCCGGGUGCACCGGCACAUAGCAGCGUGCGCUUCACCGGCGGAGGUAUCGACGACAUCGUAGACGAGGAGGACGCCCUCAUUAAGGAUACCGCGUUUCCUGAGGGCACCAUAGCUACGUAUUCCUGCGAGCGAGGAUUCGAGCUUCUGGGACCAGCGAGAAGGGAAUGUCAACCCGGCGGCACGUGGGAACCGGAAGGCGUGCCCUUCUGCGUUCUGAACGUGGCGGGCGGCAAAGCGCCGAUGCAGUCCAGCACCGCGGAAGGCGCAGUUCCGCAACGCGCGGUCGACGGAAGCAGCAGCCAGAGGUACACGUCGCAAACCUGCAGCCUGACGAGGCCCGAGCACAAGCCGUGGUGGUACGUGAACCUGUUGGAGCCGUACAUGGUGCAGCUGGUGCGGCUGGACUUCGGCAAGCCGUGCUGCGGCGAGAUCCCCGGCACCAUCGUCGUCCGAGUUGGUAACAAUCGACCAGACUUAGGAACGAAUCCCAUUUGCAACGAGUUCACCGGAUCUCUGGAGGAAGGGCAACCCCUCUUUUUGCCUUGCAACCCGCCGAUGCCCGGAGCUUUUGUCUCCGUGCAUCUGGAGAUCCCGGGGUCCGACAAUGUCCCGGCGGAGUUGUCCUUGUGCGAGGCGUUCGUCUAUACCGAUCAGGCCUUGCCGAUCGAGAGGUGUCCUCAAUUUCGGGACCAACCACCGGGGUCAACGGCAACUUAUAACGGCAAGUGCUACAUAUUUUACAAUCGCAAUCCGAUGACAUUCAGGGACGCUAUGGCGUUCUGUCGCACGCGAGGUGGUACUCUGGUGGAUGAGAGUAAUCCUGCUCUGCAGGGAUUCAUCUCCUGGGAAUUAUGGAGGCGGCACAGGGAUUAA